This is a messenger RNA of Anopheles funestus (African malaria mosquito), 1480 nucleotides long. RefSeq lists its product as uncharacterized. The coding region runs from base 515 to 991 and encodes 158 amino acids. The record is from RefSeq and is a predicted model, not a curated record. The transcript is spliced from 2 exons. NCBI's taxonomy places the organism in Eukaryota, Metazoa, Arthropoda, Insecta, Diptera, Culicidae.
AAAAUAUUGCUGAUUGUAAAAAAAUUGUACAACAUAAUUCAAACGUUUACGUUUUCAGCCACUUUUCAAUGCUUUAUCUUACGCUCCGCCUGUAGUUAACAAACUCCUCCUCAUUUUUCAAACGCUUCGACAGAACGACCUUGAACAUUCCAGACGGUUUAGUCAUCAACGGAAUACUGCAAAAAUACUGCAACAACAAUUAAUUAGAUUGUUUACAUAAUUUUUUUUAUGAAAAGAAGUUAUUUUCUGCUUAUUGUAUCUUUCCACCAUUGUUUUGAUGCCAAGGCCAAUCACCGUAUACAGCCCGGGUAGCAAUAUCAACAUACCUUCUCGUUCUGUCUUAUGAACAAUUAAACCUGCCAAAGCGAGAAAGCAUGUUGGUUUGGCUGGUCGGGAGUAAACACAAUAUUAUCACUCACACUAUUGCACAAAUGUCGCUUGAUGUUUAUUUUACAUGGUCUGAUCGUGUGGCGUGAUCUAUGCUGCAAGUGAUGCUUCGUGUUAGUCGCGUUGAAUGUCUUCUAAGUGCAGUACAUGCUUUUGUUUUUUUUUCUCUUCGUAUUUUGCUUCAUAUUUCUUAUGUGUCUUUGGCAGUACGUGUGCAACACGUGAUUUUCCUACAACGAUGAGUAACAGCGUACCGAACAACAACGAUAUCGACUCGAAGUAUCUUUAUGUGUUGGAUGAAGUGGAGCGCCUUCGCGUACACGUCAUGCGGUUGUACUCGUACUACCAGCACUGGGGCAUCUACAACUCCUCGAUGCUAUACUUACGGCAACACUCUUGGGCGUUUAUGCGUACCAAUAUCAAGUACGUCACGGAAACAUGGGCAAAGUUAAACACGCUGAUCGAUUCAGAUGAUCCACCGGAGCUAAGGGCGCUUUUGAACAACCUGGAAGAUCUACGAUUCAUCUGGCAUUCGACCAAAACAUUCCUGGAGUGUGUUCUUCAACGAUCGGAGCUUUUGUAUAGAUUGAAACUCGUUGCUUGAAUCGAUAAUAAAUGUGUUUAUUUUACAUUUUUUAAAGACUGUCGUACAUCUUUGCUUUUCACAUCUUUGCGUUACUGUUUAAAGACGCCAUUUUAGUUUGAUCAACAAUUUAUUUGAAUGGUUGUACAUUUGUAUGUGUGUGUAUUCAUGUGCUCUCUGUUGAAAAACGGUUAAACCACUCACAGUCGUUUCCCACUCCAAAGUCGCUUUUCCCAAUACCGUUGCACAUAGCAACAAAAAUGCAUCACACACACACAACCACGACCCCUUUGUAUGACGAGUUUUUAUUUAUUUCGUUUAUAUAUAGGGACUUUGAGUCUCUAAAACUACGACGAGUUCAAUUCGUUCCAGUGAUUCUCACAUCUUGCCCCCACUUCCUUUCUUCUCUUAUUACAAUCAUCAUUUUUAUGACUGGCAACUGAAAUUGCACCUAAUAGAUACUGUUAAACAAAUAUAAAUCAUUUUUCAUGAUGAUUCAAGAAACAAUUU